Aspergillus brunneoviolaceus CBS 621.78 is the source of this 333-nucleotide messenger RNA. RefSeq lists its product as uncharacterized. The coding region runs from base 1 to 333 and encodes 110 amino acids. The transcript is spliced from 3 exons. Lineage: Eukaryota; Fungi; Ascomycota; Eurotiomycetes; Eurotiales; Aspergillaceae. The record is from RefSeq and is a predicted model, not a curated record.
AUGGCCCAGUGGAGCAGUCCCAGAUUUGUCGAGCAACAACCGGCCACUCUUCGGUCGUCGAAUAAUGUCUUGACGAUCCGACAGGAACCGCAGCGACAUAGGGAUGAUGCGCACAUUGGCAGGUUCCGACGCAAGUGUGCUGCAGGAGGGGAGCAGCCCCAAACUAAGCUUGGAAUCCACCGCGUCUGCGGCACACGACCAUUCGCUUCCCCGAGCUCGAACCCCAGCCCACAGACGCAACGGUUUGACCUCGUGCACGCGGAGAUGGAGCCGGUUUAUGCAGGUGAUGAGGACCCGUAUCUAGGCGCCACACGCAGGGUCUCCGACUUCUAG